UUUACACAUUUUCUCCUGCAAUUAUUUUCGAUUGUGAAAUUCUUCGCAGAAAAAUCUCCCGCGAAGAUGUUGGAACGACCGAAGCCGUUGUCCCUGAAGACAUUUUCCUUCCCCGAAUGGUACAAGGAUUUCAAGAAAAUUUCCAUCCGUUCUCACAUUGUAAACAUUCCGCCAAAGGUGCUCGAAUACCUGAAAGACGAAAUGAUCGUGCUGCCGAAGGAAUGCAACGAAACGACGCACGAAAACGAGCUGGGCGACGAUUAUUUGGACGAAGACACGGAAGAAACAGUUCCGCCGGAAUUUCCGGAUUUUAGCAAGGCGCUACAGGAAAAAUUGCGGAUUUUAAAUGGCUCGGCGUUCAUUAAGACGAAUUUUCAUUGUCCCAAAGACUCGGUUUGGAUCACGGCGGGUCAGACAAUGCGGGCGAGGAGUUUGUCGGAUGUUUAUAUGUUGCUCAAGGCGUCGAGUAUUUGCAAGGAGGAUCUCGCUUGUGAAAACGUUGGGGAGCAAGGACAUGUCGUGGUAUUAAGGCAAUGGACGGAAAUUCAUCCGGGCACGGAAUUUAGAUGUUUUGUCAAGAAUAAAUGCUUGAUCGCGAUUUCGCCGAGAGAUUGGCCGCAAUAUCAUGCUCACAUUGCGCAACACAAACGCGAUAUUAUCAAUGAUAUUGUUUCGCUUUUUAAGGAAAAAAUUAAGGAAAAGUUCCCCAUUGAUGAUUACGUUUUCGACGUAUUCAGGGAAACAAAAGACGAAGUUUAUCUCGUGGAUUUUUCCCCCUUCGAUGAAUCUGUGACACAAGCUCUCGCCUUCGAAUGGCCUGAACUCCAUUCGAGUCUAGGAGUCGCAAUUUCCACGCCCGAGGACGAAGAUGACCCCGAAUUCCGUUACUUGCCGGAAGAUUGUGGCAUUCAGCCAAACCCUCGAAACAAUUAUGGCAUUCCGCAUGACGUAAUAAAUCUCUUUAAAGCUCAGCAAGGCACUGCUACGUCGACAGAAGAGUCGGAAAUGGAUGCCAGCACCGUCAAUGACUUACUGAUAAAUCGACUGCGCGAAGAAUGCGAAAGUCAAUCACGAGACGACGAAUAGUUUCAAACGAAUUAUCAAAUAAAUUAAGAACUUGUGUCGAUAAA
Molecule: messenger RNA, 1130 nt
Organism: Culicoides brevitarsis
Lineage: Eukaryota; Metazoa; Arthropoda; Insecta; Diptera; Ceratopogonidae
Product: translation initiation factor eIF2 assembly protein-like
Exons: 2
Coding region: 67-1086 (339 amino acids)
Cellular component (GO): cytoplasm
Source: RefSeq, a predicted model, not a curated record